AUGUCCAUCCACCAGCUCUCUCGCCUGCUCCCUCUGCCAGACGAUGAGCUGCAGCAGGUUCUCGACUAUGCCUCAACUCUCUCCAAGCCCGAAGCCGUAACGCACUUUAGCAAUCUUCUUGGCGACUCGCCUCCCGUCAUCGACUUUAUAUCUACAUUCAACGCUCGCCGAAAAGACCCUACGGUCCCUCAGCAGCAGCCCAAGCCUGCGGCUGCUCUGAUCCCUUCAGCUUCAUCGUCUUCGAAAACUCAGCCCAAAGCUCAAAAACCCGCUGCUGCCGCCGAAACGAUAGAGCCGGUGCCGAGACAUGCAAGGCAGGCUAAGAAAAAGAAGGCGCCGCUGCAUGCACUGGAAGCUCGAAGGUUGGACGAUUAUGCCGGCCCGGCGGGAAAAGCAUAUAAUAAAAAGGACUCUGAUCUGGAAUACAUAACCCAGCGGUCCAGUGCGCCCAACAGCAACCAACCAUCACGAGGAAAUUCGCCCCCGAGGCCUUCUAUCAAGGAACCUACUCCUGUGAAAGCGCAGCCUGCCAAGGUCGAAGCGCCGGCACCGCAACAGAAAUCUUCUGCAGCAAGUGGUUAUCUCAUAUCUGAUGGCCUAUCAAAGAAGUCAAAACCAAAAUCUACACCUGUGUCUCGCACGUCUACGCCAAAGCCGGCAAACAGCGGAAAUGUCACAAAAGUUUCAAUAUCAGGAGGCGUGCCGAUGGCAGGCCAGUCUACGGCAUUGGCAGAUCUGGAUGCGGCUAUCAGGUCGUUAGAGAUUACGACAAAUCCAACGCUGGAAAAGGAUGCAAAAUCGAGGAGAUGUAACUGCGUGGCAACGAGGCACCCCAUUCAGGCAGCCGCACCAAACUGCCUCUCAUGUGGAAAAGUCAUCUGCUUAAAAGAAGGUUUGGGCCCGUGUACCUUUUGCGGUACACCGCUAUUGAGUGCGGAUGAGAUCCAGGCCAUGGUCAGGGAACUUAAAGAUGAACGUGGCAGGGAGAAACAAGCGGCCAAUGCAGCGGCUCAUCGCAGAGCAGACGUGGCCAAAACACCAGCACCAUUCACGCCUCCUCGUGGCUUGGACGGCGACGCACCAUCAUUAUCUGAAGCAGCGGCCAAGGCGCGAGAGCAUAGAGACAAACUGCUCAAUUUCCAGGCACAAAACGCAAAGCGAACGACUGUGAGAGACGAGGCAGCGGACUUUGACGUAUCGGGUGCCAUGAGCGGAACGGGCAGCAUGUGGGCAACGCCCGAAGAGCGAGCAAAAGAACUGAAGAGACAGCAGAAGAUCAUGCGCGAGAUGGAGUGGAACGCGCGGCCCGAAUACGAAAAGCGACAGCAAGUAAUCAGCAUCGACCUCUCUGGCCGUCGAGUCGUGAAGACGGUUGCGCCAAUCGAACGGCCAGCAACGCCAGAAGAAGACGACGACGAUGACUUCAACGACACGGGAGUUUUGCAAGAGACGUCUGGAAACAAGAAUACCGGCGGGGCGUUUAGCACAAAUCCGCUCCUUGGAGCAGCCGUGCGGCCUGUUUACGAUGCCAAGGGGAAAGGGGGCGAGGCUGAAGGGCGAGGCAGCCGCCGUAAAGGAUGGAGAAGGGUUCAGGAUGAUUUGGACGACAACGAGGGCGUUAUUCUGGAUGGCGGGGCAUAUGGAUUACAGGGCGUUGGCGGAGAUGAGCCUGAGCGUGGAUGA
Trichoderma gamsii is the source of this 1683-nucleotide messenger RNA. RefSeq lists its product as hypothetical. Bases 1 to 1683 code for a protein of 560 amino acids. The transcript has a single exon. The record is from RefSeq and is a predicted model, not a curated record. Gene Ontology annotation, cellular component: nucleus. Gene Ontology annotation, biological process: regulation of DNA-templated transcription. NCBI's taxonomy places the organism in Eukaryota, Fungi, Ascomycota, Sordariomycetes, Hypocreales, Hypocreaceae. Gene Ontology annotation, molecular function: zinc ion binding.